This is a messenger RNA of Lotus japonicus, 582 nucleotides long. Its product is annotated as transcription factor bHLH162-like. Gene Ontology annotation, biological process: regulation of transcription by RNA polymerase II. Gene Ontology annotation, molecular function: protein dimerization activity; DNA-binding transcription factor activity, RNA polymerase II-specific; RNA polymerase II transcription regulatory region sequence-specific DNA binding. The transcript is spliced from 3 exons. Lineage: Eukaryota; Viridiplantae; Streptophyta; Magnoliopsida; Fabales; Fabaceae. The record is from RefSeq and is a predicted model, not a curated record. The coding region runs from base 1 to 582 and encodes 193 amino acids. Gene Ontology annotation, cellular component: RNA polymerase II transcription regulator complex.
AUGUAUAUAUAUGCACAUACAUGCACACAAUUCACCAACAAACACACUCAUCUCUUAGAAACGGAAAACCAAACAAUCAAUCCGCAGCUUCUGGGAACUAAUCAACAACCUUCUUCAACGACUCAGGUUGAAAGAAGGCUCAUAGAAAAAAAAAACAGAAGAAACCAGAUGAAGAUCCUCUAUUCCAAACUCAACUCUCUUCUCCCUAACUAUAACCCUAAGGAAGCGGUGCCAUUGCCUGACCAAAUAGAUGAGGCCAUCAACUACAUCAAGAGCCUUGAGGAAAAGAUGAAGAUGGCUCAGGAGAAGAAAGAAAGCUUAGGUGGAAGUAAUAAGAGAUCCCGUGGUAGCUGUUCUAGUUCUAUUUCUGCAACGGCGGUUUCAAAAUCGCCACAACUUGAGGUUCAUGAAACGGGUUCAUCUUUAGAAGUUGUUCUCACAUGUGGGUUGGACAACCAGUUCAUUUUUUAUGAAAUCAUCCGAAUACUGCAAGAAGAGAACAUUGAUGUCAGGAGUGCCAAUUCCUCAAUGGCUGGAGAUUCAAUGCUUCAUGUGGUGCAUGCUGAGAUUCCUCAAUUUUGA